This is a messenger RNA of Nasonia vitripennis (jewel wasp), 2756 nucleotides long. Its product is annotated as T-cell immunomodulatory protein. Gene Ontology annotation, cellular component: plasma membrane. The record is from RefSeq and is a predicted model, not a curated record. The transcript has 5 exons. Lineage: Eukaryota; Metazoa; Arthropoda; Insecta; Hymenoptera; Pteromalidae. The coding region runs from base 284 to 2086 and encodes 600 amino acids.
GACUGCGUAUAAAAAUAACAGAACACGCACAUAUUAUAGCGAACGCUAUAUAGUAAGUGUACGAGUACGGCGCAUACGUCAAUUUCUUAGUUUUACCAGUUCCAUUAUAAUACUUCUGGUCGGUUAUAGGUUGCUACGGCUUUUCAUCAAUUCUUGCAUAGUUAUUUCUCACGCUACGUUAUUUCUCAUGAAGUUUGGUAGACGGAGGUGAUAAGUAAGUUGGAAGUCUAGGACAAUUGAUAACAUGACAUCAUCGACUGUAAGGUAAUGUGAGAGUACAAUCAUGAAGCUUUUACUCCUUUUCGUUUCUUUCAAUGCCCUUGUGGCAUUGAGCUUGGGCAGCGACAUCACCAAUGCUGUUUUUGGAAAAGAUCUGGAUGGAAUGCCAGCUGCAUUCGGCGAUUUCAAUUCGGAUGAGUUAACCGAUGUAUUUGUCUUGAGCAAAGAUGGUAGAACGGUCAAAAUUAUGCUGGCGUCGGUUGAGGAGCCUCUUCUGCAAUCAAGGAAAGAUUUGAGUUGUGAUUUCGAAGAUAAAGUUAGCAGUGUUGUUCCGGGUGACUUUGAUGGCGAUGUUUUUAUGGAUGUGAUGGUUACCACAGUCAGCAGUGCAGAAGCAACUCGUGGAGCUACUAAUGUGCACAUUUUAUGGGGAGACAACAAUAAAUUGAAUUGCAAUGGUUCACUAGCUAAAAAUGCAAUCAUACAAAUGCAAGGUCAGCCAUUAGCAAUGGAUUAUAAUCAGGACAUGAUCAUUGAUCUGUUUGGAACAGAUGUCAAUGGUACAAGAGCAUUUUGGGUUUUCAAUUCUACUAAAACCAAACCUUCUCAAGUCUUCAUGAAAAAACCAAAGGAACUUGAAACUUGGUUGCCUAUAAGAGCACCCCAUGCUAAUGCUUUUUUGGAUUUGAAUAGUGAUUUUUACUCAGAUCUUGUUGUGACAACUGAGAAAUUUCUUGAAAUAUGGCAUGGUGGAGAAAAUGGUUUUACGUUUUACAAAACUCUUCCUACUACAUUUAAACAAUACCCAAAUGCAAUAGUUGGUCAAUCACUACAUUCAGAUGUUGAAUUAAUGGGAAAAAUGGAUCUUGUCUUACCAGUAUGCACUGAUUCCAGUUGUACUAAGAGUGUAAUUAUGGUACAUUCAGAUUCAUCAUCUGACUGGAUCGAAUUGCAAGUAGAAUUCGCUGAUGGUACUGGAGUUGGCGGUACUUGGGGCUUUGCUUUACAAGGUGGCCAGCGAUACACGGACACAAUAACAAUGAGAGGCGGUGAUUUUAAUAUGGAUGGAUAUCCAGAUCUACUUGCUACAUUGAAAAAUAGUAUCACUCAACAAACGCGCUCGUUUUUACUCGAAAAUGUUCAUUGUAAGAGCAAUUGCGGAAAAUUUAAUCGAACAUUCGAAGUACGUUGGAAUGCUCUUAGCCCAUUCUUCAAUGAAAGCGUCAUGGCAGUGUUUUAUGAUUUUUACCAGGAUGGCAUUCUGGAUGUGAUUUUGGUACUUAAAAGUGAUAAAAUUUACAAAACAGCUGCCUUCAAGAACAGUUUGGAUUACGAUGCGAAUUUCGUCAAAGUGAUGGUUCUUACUGGGAGGACGAAUAGCCAGUACCCCAUUUCUCCUGGCAGUCUUGGCAAGAAGAAAAGAACGUACGGAACAAAUUUACCAGGGCCUUCGAUUGCAUAUAAAACCACAACACAAGACGGCAGCCCUCGAAGUGCGAUAGCUGCGCAAUUACCUCAAAGUGCUCACUUUUCUUUGAAUUUACCGUUCACGACAUUCGGCUUGGGACGGACGCCGAAUUUCAUUGACUCGUUAACGAUUGGGCUGUCAAACAGAUCUCGGGAAUGGCCACAAAUUAUUCCGAACUCCCAGAUGGUAGUCAUACCGAAUCCCCCGGAGGAUCCCUCGAGAUGGAAGGCGCAGCUUUUUGUCACGCCCAGUAAACUAAUCCUGCUGAGCGCCGCCGCGUUGACGGGAACCUGCGGACUGAUCACUGCGAUUAUCGCCGCUCUGUACUGGAAGGAAAGACGAGAAGAUAAGAUUGAAAAGUUGCAAGAGGCACAUAGAUUCCAUUUCGACGCGAUGUAAAAUAAAGAUGCGACAAUUACAAAAUCAAUUAAAAAAUUUACAAAUUGAUCGAGUUUAACGAGAUAUUUGUACACACGCUACACACAAGUCGUGCUAAUCUUGCAAUGCGAUUUGCUUGAAAUAACUUUGUAUGAUAUCGAAUUUGUGAUUUCGAAACUUAAUUUAUUGAAAAAUUAUUUUGUAUUAAUUUUUAUAACAGUUUAUUGCAUCUAUAUAAAGAAAUAAUUUUUCUUGAUCAAGUAGUCCGUGUCUAUGCCGCAUUUACGUGAAUAGGAUUGUUUAGAACGUUAUCGAUUAGUAGGGCGUAUCAUUUUUCGAUGCCCCACAUUGUUUGCAAUCAUGAAAUCAAUGAUUUACUGUUUUAUCGUCAAAGUUUUUAUAUAAAUUUAGCGCUCAACAAUAGAUUUAUGUAUUUAUGUAAAAAUAAUUUUUACCACGCGUAUUUUGGUCUUGCGCCGCUUAACUAUCAGCCGCGCUAAUCUACAGCCGGAAAAUGUUAUUGGCAUCUGUCAUUUCUGAUGGCAGGAUUGAGGUCGUUGAAGUAAGGAUGAGCCAUUGCUUCCUCAGCUGAUAACCGAAGUGCUGGGUUACAGACUAAUAAUCUCUGAAAUAUGAAUAUACACCCCCUAUGUUUAUAUUAUUUAAUAAAAAAAUUUCGUUGUAUUAAAAA